Molecule: messenger RNA, 2616 nt
Organism: Aspergillus luchuensis
Lineage: Eukaryota; Fungi; Ascomycota; Eurotiomycetes; Eurotiales; Aspergillaceae
Product: 5'-methylthioadenosine/S-adenosylhomocysteine nucleosidase family protein
Exons: 3
Coding region: 1-2616 (871 amino acids)
Biological process (GO): nucleoside metabolic process
Molecular function (GO): catalytic activity
Source: RefSeq, a predicted model, not a curated record
AUGGACGAGGACGAUGUAUUGGACUUGGGCUGUGAGGUUCUGCCGUGGGUCAGCACGCAACUUAUUCUUAUAGGAAAACAGACGCGUGAUAACGCUUACGGUACGUUGGGAUGCGAGCUGUUUGUUUUAUCUCAGCAGAUCCCAGCUAUCAGCCAGACAGCCCUUGUGCGACAAAGAUUGUUGAAAAUAUUCGAGAUUAUCGAUAAAGCGUGCUCAACGUCGCGGAAUGUGGCAGAUCGCUUUCGGGCUCUGGGCAGAAUCGAAGAUUAUAAAAAGUCGACGAGCAAUAUUGGACAGACUGUAAUCAGAGAGACCCAGGAAAGCCUGACGCAUUUUGUCCGACAUAGCCCAGAAUACAAUGCUCUCUUACGAUUGAUUUCCGACGGUUUCACGGUGGACGAGACGGAGCCGCUAUAUACGGAGGAAUAUCAGGACGAUAGCGACAUCGGAUACUCGGGGUACCUGAACCAAAUCCUCUACACUCAGUUACAGACCUACGCUGAAUGUGGCUGCCCCACUGUUCACUUGGAAUCGACUCGACUGCGACUGAGUACUGACAAUCAAAUCGGUGACGAUGAUGUUUCCUUUGAGCUCGCCUUCAAGGCCAAGCUUUUCCCACCUACGAGCACUUCAUCAUUCGUGCCGUGGAAGGCGUCGAUUGUGAAAGUUUCAAGACAGACUAAUGUCCAGAAGAACAAGAAGGUUGGGUUCGCAUCCACAUAUGGUGAUUUAUUAUCAUCGAAACGCAAUAGCUCGCUCUUAUCCCGGAGAUUGAGACGGCUAGAGCGGGGGGAAUUCUGCAAGUUGAUCGACAAUUGCCUUGGCAAGCCUGUUCAGUUUUGUAUUCAAUCAAACGUGCUGCAAGUGAUCGAAUCACCUGAUCCUAAGUCCUCCCGUGGCAUUUUCCCCAUCGAAGGACGUUCACUAGGGCAAUGGCUUAAACAAAUACCUCAUCUUUCGAACAAGGGAAAGUCUCAUCUAGCCUAUACCAUUGCCAAGUCCGUGUGGCAGUAUUACAGUUCAGCGUGGAUGAUGGCACCCUGGACUCACGGGAGCAUUCAACUGCUAACUGAGAAAACUGGCCUGGCAGAUAUUGGAAAGCCACAUCCAUAUCUGACAGCAAACAUGGCCCGAGCGGUGGUUACUUCUACGGACCGCUAUAAUGCCGAUAACCUCAUGCACCAAUAUCCAUACAUUCUAGCAUUAGGGGUUCUUCUUAUCGAAAUUGCCAUCAAGCAGCCCCUGACAAGUGAAGAAUGCCCUCACCCCUUCAGCGAAACUGCGAUUAACGACUACUAUACGUGGGCGUGGACAACGGCGCACAGAAGCAAUUUGAAGGACAUGGUGCAUCCUAUGUACGAGGAGGCUGUUAAUAACUGUCUCAACCCUGAGCUAUUUGGUGGCGACUCCAUACAACAGUACGGGUAUACAGAGCAGAUAACGGCCCGACAGAACGUUUUAUACGAUAAAGUUGUUUCCCCAUUGAAGAGAUUGUUUGAAGCCUUUCAAAAUAACUUGGGUAUCCCGGGCGCUCCUACCGCGAAAACGCUCAACACAGUCGCUCACCAUGUUAUUCCAGAGACUUCCAAUGCCUCACAAUUCCCCCAUAAAGCAGAUUUCACGGUCGCAAUAUUCUGUGCUUUGCCGCUAGAGGCUAAUGCGGUCAGUGCCCUGUUUGAUGAAAGAUUUGAAGACAUCGGCCUGUAUAGGAAUUCACCGGGAGACUCGAACACGUACACACUCGGUCGAAUGGGUCGCCAUAACACCGCAUUGGUACAUCUUCCGGGUAUGGGAAAGAGUGUUGCGGCUCAAGCAUCCUCUUCAAUACGGUCAACCUAUCCGAACAUUAAGCUCGCCCUGGUGGUCGGAAUCUGUGGCGGCGUCCCAUAUAAGAAGGGGAACAAAGAAAUCCUUCUCGGAGAUAUAGUAGUCAGUGAUGGGAUUAUCCAGCAUGAUUUCGGGCGAAGGAUUCCUGGGGCAUUUCUGCCUAAAGCAUCGGUUGCCGAUGGGCUGGGGCGGCCCAUCGUCAAUAUAAGAGGUUUCCUUUCGAAGUUAAAGACAACCCUAGAACAACAGCAUGUUUCGAACAAAAUGACGGAAUAUAUGGGAGCUAUGAAUGAAAAGCCUGGCAAUAACACUGGUCGAUAUCCAGGAGUUGAACAAGACAAACUAUACGAGCCAAGCUAUCAGCAUAAACACCGUGGCAGCACUACUUGCAUCAGCUGCGCAGACUCGACCAAUACUAUGAUAUGCGGCGAGGUGUUUGAUCUAUCGUGUCAUGAACUGAGAUGCGGGGAAGAAAACCUUGUGAAACGGAUGCGGCUCCAGGCUGCACUUACACAGGGGGAUCCUCCUUCUCCGGCAAUUCACCUAGGGCUCAUUGCAUCGGGCGAUACUGUCAUGAAAUCUGGACAAGACAGAGACCUCAUCUCUGAGCGUCAUAAUGUGAUAGCGUUCGAAAUGGAGGGUGCAGGGGUCUGGGAGAGUCUGCCUUGUCUAGUGGUGAAGGGUGUUUGUGACUAUGCCGACAGCCAUAAGAAUAAAGUAUGGCAACCGUAUGCUGCAGCGACAGGAGCAGCCUGCAUGAAAGCUUUACUCGAUAGGUGGCCAUUUUAA